Vespa velutina is the source of this 621-nucleotide messenger RNA. RefSeq names its product NADH dehydrogenase [ubiquinone] 1 alpha subcomplex subunit 6 (gene ND-B14). Bases 77 to 448 code for a protein of 123 amino acids. Gene Ontology annotation, biological process: response to oxidative stress. NCBI's taxonomy places the organism in Eukaryota, Metazoa, Arthropoda, Insecta, Hymenoptera, Vespidae. The transcript is spliced from 3 exons. The record is from RefSeq and is a predicted model, not a curated record.
UAAACAUUUGAUGGACGUCGUUUUAGUAACUAUAUCCUUUUAAAAUUAUUAGUACUUUGAAUGCGUAGUGUUCAAAAUGGCCUCGCCCUCGGUUGCGCGGAUUACUCGUCAAGCUCGACCUAUUUUGUCUUCUAAUCAUGCUGAAGCACGUAAGAAAGUUUUAGCCCUUUAUAGGGCUUGGUGUAGACAAAUACCUUUUAUAGUUAUUGAUUACGACAUACCAUAUACACGGAAGCAAUGUUUAGAAAAACUACGCUCAGAGUUUCUAAAGAAUAAGUACGUAACAGACGUGAGAGUAAUUGACUUACUUGUAAUCAAGGGUCAUAUGGAAUUGACGGAGGUAAUAAAUAUUUGGAAACCUGUAGGAAAUCUUUUAAAUCAUUUUAAAGACACAUAUAAUCCAAAACCAAAAGAUUUCUUGGGAAAAUUUUAUGCUGGUCAUGAAUAAUAUGAUCAAAUAUUUGUAAUGGUAGUAAAUUUUAACUAAUGGUUAUAGUGAUUAAACUUAAAAUUCUAUAUAAUUUAUGUAAAUACAUAACAAAUUUAUUAGAUCAGAUACCAAUGUAUCUCUUCAAAAAAUAUUAAAAUAAAGAAUAUCUUGCUGCUAUUUAUAAAAAAAAA